Messenger RNA from Charadrius vociferus (killdeer), 2406 nucleotides. It is a transcript of the gene RSPH10B, whose product is annotated as radial spoke head 10 homolog B (Chlamydomonas). The record is from RefSeq and is a predicted model, not a curated record. The transcript is spliced from 18 exons. Bases 1 to 2406 code for a protein of 801 amino acids. Lineage: Eukaryota; Metazoa; Chordata; Aves; Charadriiformes; Charadriidae.
AUGGCAAAGGAUAAGAAGAAAGAUGGCAAGAAGACAGAAAAAUCUGUACGUCCUCCUGUUCCUGCACAAGACGCUACAGCUGAGAGCAGUUCAACAAAGCCAACAGAUCUGCAGACCUCAGUGAAUGAAGUGGAAGAAACACAGGCACAUCCAGUGGUACCGGAUAAAGAACCAGAGGAGGCAGAAGAACCUCCGGUCCAAAACGUUCCUCAAUACUAUGAGGAGCCCAUUCUUACGGAAGUUAUUGUAAAAAGCUAUGAAGGUGAAAAAGUUCAUGGAUUGUAUGAGGGUGAAGGAUUUGCAUAUUUUGAGGGGGGAAACACAUAUAAGGGCAUGUUUUCUGAAGGGCUUAUGCAUGGACAUGGGACUUACACGUGGGCUGAUGGAGUGAAGUACGAGGGAACAUUUGUCAAGAAUGUGCAGAUGUUUAAUGGCCGUUAUACAUGGAAUGAUGGCAGCGUUUAUGAAGGAUCAAUCAAGAAUGGAGUUAGGCACGGAUUUGGAUUUUUCAAGAGCGGUACUCCUCCUGUUUCUUACAUUGGCUAUUGGUCUGAAGGCAAAAGACAUGGAAAGGGUACUAUUUAUUAUGAUCAGGAGCAUACCUCUUGGUAUUCAGGCGACUGGGUAAAUAACGUCAAAGAAGGAUGGGGAAUGAGAUGCUAUAAGUCUGGAAAUAUCUAUGAAGGUCAAUGGGAGAAAAAUGAACGUCAUGGAAAAGGAAGAAUGAGAUGGUUGACAGCUAAUCAAGAGUAUAUGGGACAGUGGGUGUAUGGCAUACAGCAUGGAUAUGGCACCCACGUAUGGUUUUUGAAGAGAAUGCCUGCAUCUCAGUAUCCGUUAAGGAAUGAAUACAUAGGUGAUUUUGUAAAUGGGGAACGACAUGGACGUGGGAAGUUCAUAUACGCCAGCGGAGCAGUGUACGAUGGUGAAUGGGUUUGUAAUAAGAAACAUGGCAAGGGCAAGUUUGUCUUCAAGAAUGGUCAUGUUUACGAAGGAGAGUUCAUAGAUGACUGUAUAGUAGAAUAUCCUGCUUUUCAAGUGGAUGCAAUGAAUGCAAAAGAGCUGAAUGCCAUUUGCACAGGAAGUAAUUUUGGCACUGAAAACUUCACAGUCAUUAAUGGCUCAGAAAAUACUUCUGUUCUGGGAUCAAAUAUUGAGUUGGAUGUAUCUUCACUGCUUGACUUGUUGCCAAGGGAAGAAAGACAUGAAGAAGUGAAACAAGUAGAAUUUGCUGUGUUGAGGCAUAUUACAGAACUGAGAAGAAUUUACACACUUUACAGCGGCCUAGGCUGUGAUCAUUCUCUUGACAACACCUUCCUCUUGACUAAGCUCCAAUUUUGGAGAUUUCUGAAGGACUGCCAGUUUCAUCACUCCAACCUAACUCUUGCUGAAAUGGAUCGGAUAUUGAGCGGUGAUAAAACACCACCUGAGGAGAUACAUUGUCCACAUGAGACUUUACUGUUCAGAACAUUUUUAUCUUACCUUAUUCGUCUGGCAUUUCAUAUCUAUCAUGAAGAGCACAAAGAGAAAGGUCCUUAUCUGCAGAAGUGUUUCUUAGAAAUGAUGUCCAGGAAUGUUAUUCCCGCUGCCUGUCAUAUCCGAGGUAUCUUAUUUUCUGAAGAACGAUGUACAGUUUUUGCCAUGAGCUAUAUCAACAAAUGCUGGGAAAUUUACAGAGCUUUUUGUAGACCGAGUACCAAACCUCCAUUUGAACCCAUAAUGAAAAUGAGGCACUUCCUUUGGAUGUUGAACGAUUUUGAACUUCUCAGCAAACAAUUAACUGCUUCAAGACUUGUGGAAAUACUUGUCAAAGAUGGUCCUCCUCCACAUGAUAGCAGUAGUACCAACUUGGAGCAGGAGCCACUGAGACCUUGUGCAGACAGAGGGCAUCCUUGUCAAGAAUCUCUGUCGGAUACUGUCCUCUCAUUUCACACAACUCAUGGAGGUAUGAAAGACGUUCCAUCAUUGUUCAGCUGGGAUGCAGAAAAAGAACAAGAUUUCUGUCCAGCAAAGGCAUUGAUAGAUGAACCAAAAGAAGCCAAAACCAAACAAGAUGAGGAAUUUAGUCUGUGGAUGUGUCAGGUGCAAUGCUUUUUUACAACUAAGUUCUUUCCUGCCUACCAGCAUGAAAAAGCGCUGAGGGAAAGAAUAAAAGAAAAUCGAAUCCGGGAUGCUGAAUUAGCUGAGCUGAGAAAGAUCAAGGAUGAGGAGCUGGCAAAGCUUAUUGCUGGAAGAGAAGCGGAAGAGGCAAAAAGGCAAGAAGCAACAGCAGCAGAAAAACCAUUUGACUCCAAGAGUGCUGAUUUUAAGGAGUCAGAGGAGUCUGUGACGCAGGAAGAGGCACCGCUUGUGGCACCCCCCGUUGUUACCAAGGUGCCUACUGGCAAAAAGAGAAAGAAGAAAUAA